GUUUACUGGGGGGGGGGGGUCCACAUGGUUGAUAAGAUGUUGUGAAACUCCUGCACCUGACAGGAUUGUUUAUCACUUUCUACAGACUCACGCACAGAUCUGUCCUUCAUGAGGCAGCAGGAAAAAAAAGUCACAUCUCUCAGCAGAAUAAGCACAGCUUCCUAUUACCAUGGAUAAACAAAGCACUGUGGUGUUUCGAAAUGUGGGGCAACUUUACUUCCCCGAAACCAGAGUGGAGUGUCACUAUAGCCUGACCUCUGAGCACAGGUGGAGCAGCAGCGACUGGAUUGGCAUUUUUGAGGUGGGCUGGUCUUCAGUGAAACAGUAUUACACCUACACAUGGGCUCUUGUUCCUGAAGGCUACACUGAGUGCACAGAUGUCAACUCCUGUGCACUUUUCCAUGCCUUCUACCUGCCUCAACCGAGUCCUGUGGAGUAUGAGUUUGUGUAUGUGGAUGAGAAAGGAGAGGUGUGUGCCCGCAGUCGGCCCUUCACUUUCUGUGCUCCAAAGCCACUGGAGGAGCUAGAGACUCUGAAAGAAGAGCGCGAGGAAGAGGAUGGAGAGGAGGAGCUGCUCCUAGUCAUCCCCAGGGCCCAGCUACUUCAGAGUCAGCUGGAGGAGUGCUUACAAAAACAAGUAGGUAUACAGCAUGCUCUGGACGAGGCCAAAAAGGAGAGAGAGCAGGAGAGAGAAAACAGCAAACUAGGAAAGAUGGAGUGGGAGCUUGAAAGGGAAGCUAUGAAGGGGGAGAUCACAGAGCUCAGAGACAACUUGAGACACAACAGUGACACACUGAAGAAGGUAGAGGGUAAACACAAGGACGUGAAAUACAGUCAGGAAAAUCUGACCUAUGUACUGAGUAAACUUAUGGCUGAGAAAGCCGAGAGUGAGCAGCGAGUCAGAGACCUGGAGGAGGACAUGAAGGUCCUGACUGACAGUGACAAAGAGGGAAACAUGGAACUGGAAAGACUCAAGGAAAGAGUGAAAAAAAUGUCCAGUCAAAUGACACAUGACGAGGAGAAGAGAAAGUCUCUGCAGGUGGAAAAUGAGGCAGCUCUGGUGGAGGUUCGAGGUCUGCAGGAGCGUCUGGAGGCUGCAGAGCAUGUAGCUGAGAGCCUGCGCAGGGAGUUGAGGGAGCUUGGCACCCAUCAGGGCCACACCAACACCGAGCUGCACCAAGCCCGGCUGCAGGUGGCCCAGCUCACCCUGCAGCUGUCUGAGGACAACCUGCUGCUCAGGGAGGAGCGCGCCAACUGGGCCCUAGAAAGAGAAGCCUACAAACAUGCAGCAGAGGCUGAUAUAAAGAAAUUACAAGAACUGAGCGGUGAAGUGCAGAGGAAGGAGGAGUGGCUACAGGAGGAAAGGAUAGAGAGGGAGAAACUUGAAGUAGAGCUCACAAGAGAGAGAGAUUGCAAUCGAGUGCAGCUGAGUGAUGCCAAGCAGGAGCUGCAGGAGCUGAAGGCCGGUGUGAGGAGAGCCCAGAGAGAGAGUGAGGAGCAGCAGCUGGACAAACAGGACCUGUUGAAUUACAUCCAUCAGCUGGAGCAGAAGUUGGAGAUUGUACCAGAAAAUAAAUCAAAUGUAGAAAUACCUGCAUGUAUCACUCCUGACUACUCCUCUGAGGACGACGGGGAAUUUUCCUCAGCUCCCCCCGGUUCAGUGUGUUCACCUCUUUUCCAGCCAGCUCACCUGGAACGACCUGACAGAGCUGAGACGAACACUCAGAGCAGAGAGGACACAGCAGACACUCAGGUAUGUCAUCCUACUCAAAACCUGACAAGGUGAAACACCUCCUGCAAAGUGCAAAUAUUUGUCGAGUUUCUCUAUCCAGUCUUUAUGUUCCCCCAGCUCAACCUGCAGGUUUCUUUUACACCAUAGUUUAUACUUUGGUCCAGAAUGUCCAAGACAUCUGUACUGUUGGUAUAAAAAAAGGCUUCCAGGCUAUAGAAAGGGUCACUAUCUUUAGAUUAGGUUUGCACACUGGUCACAGACUAUAGGGCAGGGUCAAGGACUAUAAAGUAUUGUAAAAAGUCUUAGGCCACGACUAGCUUUGUUGUUUUCCAUCCAUCUCUGCUUCUGUCUUUUAUCAGGAUGUGAUGAAGAAGGAACGUGAUCCCCGAGCCGGUGAAGGGAGGCAGCUGAUUCUGCCUGAACUCAUCAGCCCCGUCCUGAGUGAACUCGCUCACGCCCCCAUGUGGUAACACAGAGAAGAAUGGAAGAUCAUUGUAAACUUAUGCAAAAGUUCAACUUAUUUUUGAUUAUUAUCAUUUUACUGUUUGUAGCUGUAUGUGUAGAAAAUAGCCUUGGAAAAAUGUCCUAUUGUUGUGUGAACCUCUCACCUAAUGAUGCCUGUAUUCAAAGAACACAUGGCACAAUUUGUAGGUCUUAAGUUUGUUUGAAUAGAUAGGUUGAUAGUUUGAUUACUGCUCUAUGAGAAGACUUUUAACACUUGCCCGAGGAAACAGUUCAGUGUAUUCUAGACUCUUGAUUUUUAUCUCUACAUUUUGUAUCUUUUUCUGCAGUCUUGUCUUCAACUAUUUGAAGAAAAGUGUCAAAUGAUGCUGCAUAUAGCUUAAAAUGUAUUACAUGACAUCUUGUUUUUGAUCGCACAUCAUCUCAAAAACCUCUGCAUGUGAGUGUGAAUCAUGAAUCUGAGUGAAAAGCGUGGGUGUGUGUAACAGAUGAGUGUUAAAUGUUCUGCUGCUGCUUGUUGAGCACUGUGUCAGACUUGGAGAAUAUAAGAGUCUGUUUAUGUCAUUUUAGUGUAUUGACUGGAGACACUGGUCUCUUUAAUAAUAAACUGUGAUGAUAA
This is a messenger RNA of Labrus mixtus (cuckoo wrasse), 2813 nucleotides long. It is a transcript of the gene calcoco1b, whose product is annotated as calcium binding and coiled-coil domain 1b. The transcript is spliced from 13 exons. Lineage: Eukaryota; Metazoa; Chordata; Actinopteri; Labriformes; Labridae. The record is from RefSeq and is a predicted model, not a curated record. The coding region runs from base 170 to 1786 and encodes 538 amino acids.